AUGACGACCCCCCAAUCGCCGCUCCUACCCGACGCCUCGACCUCGCUGCCCGGCUAUAUUGCCGAGGAGCUCACCGAGGAGCUCGAUCCCGGCUACGGCUCCGUUGCUUCUGAACAAGACGUUUCCGACGAGUAUCUUGUUCCCAAGAGCCAGCUGUAUGUGAUUUUACCGUGCAUUUUCUCGCUCACCUUCCUGGCGUCGAUGGACACCACCAUUCUGUCGACGAUCAUGACGGAAAUCGCGUCCGAUCUGGACGCCAUUCCGUAUCUUUCGUGGAUCGCGACGUCUUAUUUACUGGCGUCUUCCAUUAUCCAGCCGUUGGGCAAACUAUCCGACAUUUUUGGCCGCAAACCCAUGAUACUGGGCUGUAUCUUUGUGUUUACGAUUGGCUGUUUCCAGUGCGCGGCGGCCACGACGGCCGUGGGCUUUGCGGUCGGCCGUUUUCUGUCGGGUUUUGCCUCUGGUCUAAAUACCCUGGGAAGCAUCACCAUGAGCGAUCUUGUCCCGCUGCGCAAGCGGGGAGUGUACCAGGGCCUCGCCAAUCUGUGCUACGGCACGGGAUCUGCGUGCGGGACGUUUGGCGGCCUGGUUGCGAAACGAUACGGCUGGCGGAUGGUGUUUUGGAUCCAGUGUCCGAUCGGCAUCGGCUGCUUCCUGCUGUGUCUUUUCAAUUUGAACCUGCCGCCAAUUAUUAGGGUGCAGCUCACGUGGCGGGAGAAACUCAGACGCGUGGACAUUCUGGGCAUCCUCAGUCUUGCUCUCACUUUGUUUUUGUUCAUUCUGCUGACCUCGUUCGAGUUCGAGUCGUCCAAAUGGCCUGUCCUGCUCUGUGUCGCAUUUGCCGCGUCGCUCGCCAGCUUUGUGAAGAUAGAAAACUCUGCCGUGGACCCGAUCGUGCCCCUCGAGCUGCUCAAAAACCGCUCCAUCCUCGGCUCCUCGUUGGCCAACUGGUUCGGCACAAUGUACAUCAGCUGCGUGCUCUACUACUACCCGGUGUUCUUGUCGACGGUGUACGGGUUUGACACCGGCCAGGUCGGGAACCGGCUCGUCCCGUCGAUCGUCCUUUCGUCCUUCUCGUCCAUCGGGUCCGGCUACUACAUGAAGGUGACGGGCAAGUACCGCAACUUCUCCAUUGUGAGCGCCAUGGCCGGCGUGCUGAGUCUGACGGCACUGGUGCUGUGUACCCAGCCGGCCCGUGCCGACCGGCCGCUCUCCAUCUACGUCAUCAUGGCGCUGCCAGCCGUCCCCUACUGCGCGUACGCGUCCAUGUUGACCACCACGCUGCUGUCCCUGAUCGCGUCCGUGCCCCAGGACCACCAAUCUGCCGUCACGUCCAUCCAGUACGCAUUCCGCUCCACGGGCUCCACGCUCGGCACGUCCGUUGCUUCUCUGCUGUUCCAGUGGCAUCUCGGCAGCUACAUGCGGUCUACGCUUGCGAGCCACGCUCCCGACGAUGUCUCGAAAAAACAGGUCGCCCAGAUUAUCACCAAGGCGCUCCACAACGCAGCAUAUAUCCGUACGGCCCCCGACUGGGCCGUGCCUACUCUCAUCAAAGCUUACAACGUCGGGUGCUGGUCCACCUUCUUGUAUUCCUUUGUCACGUGUGUGCUGUGUCUGUGCGCACUUCUGGCCGUGCGCGAGUACAAAUUGCACACCACAGUGUCUCGGAAAUAA
Messenger RNA from Ogataea parapolymorpha DL-1, 1674 nucleotides. Its product is annotated as Permease of basic amino acids in the vacuolar membrane. The record is from RefSeq and is a predicted model, not a curated record. Gene Ontology annotation, cellular component: fungal-type vacuole membrane. NCBI's taxonomy places the organism in Eukaryota, Fungi, Ascomycota, Pichiomycetes, Pichiales, Pichiaceae. The coding region runs from base 1 to 1674 and encodes 557 amino acids. The transcript has a single exon. Gene Ontology annotation, biological process: basic amino acid transport; transmembrane transport. Gene Ontology annotation, molecular function: basic amino acid transmembrane transporter activity.